Girardinichthys multiradiatus is the source of this 2794-nucleotide messenger RNA. Its product is annotated as 4F2 cell-surface antigen heavy chain-like. The record is from RefSeq and is a predicted model, not a curated record. The transcript has 8 exons. Bases 134 to 1789 code for a protein of 551 amino acids. Gene Ontology annotation, biological process: carbohydrate metabolic process; amino acid transport. NCBI's taxonomy places the organism in Eukaryota, Metazoa, Chordata, Actinopteri, Cyprinodontiformes, Goodeidae.
AAAGCAGCAGACAGUCAGAGCACGGCUGGCAAACGCUGAUUGAGUUUAAAGCUCACCAGUAGGCAGACAGUCAGUUUACGCUAGAGGCAUCUCUAGUUUAUAAAUCGGGGAUAGAUAGUGAGCUGGAGUCGGGAUGAACACGGAGGAGACUAAUGUCGAUGUGGAGGAUGCUCAGACCAUCAGCGUUGAGCAAAAAGACGCUCUGGAUGCAGCUCAGGUCGCUGUGGAUGCUGAUGCCACCGAGGCUGAUGUAAGCGAGGCCGAUCUGGACCAGGAGGAGCAGGAGAAGCAGCCGAUGACCACCGGCGGAGACCGACCAGCGGUAGCUCCGCCUGAAGUGAUGGAGGAGGUGGGAGCGGAGAAAAACGGCUCCGUGAAGCUGAAGGUCCUGGAUGAGGCGGAGGAGAAGUUCACCGGCCUGAACAAGGAGGAGCUGCUGCGGGUGGCGGGGACUCCUGGCUGGGUGAGAACCCGCUGGGCGCUCCUGCUGGUGUUCUGGCUCGGCUGGUUGGGGAUGCUGGUUGGAGCUGUCCUCAUCCUCCUUCAGGCUCCUGGCUGCAGAGAACUGCCAGCCACCAGCUGGUGGAACGAAGGCCCACUGUACCAGAUUGGAAACAUCCAAGCAUUCACUGACAUGCACAACCUGAAGGGUCUGGAGCAGAAGAUGAACAGUUUGUCCCAGCUGAAGGUGAAAGGUUUGGUGGUUGGACCAAUUCAUGUUGCUCCACCUGAUGAAGCCAUCAGCUUGAGGUUUGAGGAGAUUUCUCCUGAUGCUGGAAACCUUGAUCAGUUUAAAGGUGUCAUCCAGGCUGCUCGCCGAAAAGGAAUUUCUGUGGUUUUGGAUUUGACUCCAAACUACCAGGGAUCAUCUGGACCCUGGUUCUCCAGCAACAGUGUAACAAAUGUAGCAGAGAGACUGAAGUCUGCCCUGGUAUUCUGGCUGAAUGAAGGUGUGGAUGGAAUCCAGCUCUCAGGAGUGGAGCAGCUGGCCAACAUGGUUCCAUCUCUCUGGGCUGACAUUCGGGCCAUCAUCCACAACGGAAUGGACAAGGAUCCAAAAAGAGUUCUGCUUGGUAUCACAGAAAUCUCCUCUGCUGAAAAUGUGUCUGCCCUUCUUUCCUCAACUGGAGUCGACCUUCUGAUAUCUAACGUGCUGACAUCAGGUGACCCUGAGCCCACCCGUUUCGCUGAGACCAUCCAGCAUCUGUAUUCUAACCACAGUCAGACAAAGCUGGCCUGGAGUCUGGGGGGACGAGUUGAGGGUCACUUGGCCUCAUUAGUUAACCAAGCUCAUGUCAAACUCUACCAGCUGCUGCUGCUGACCCUGCCAGGAACACCUGUCUUCAGCUAUGGAGAUGAGAUUGGCCUGAUGGAUGGGGAUUCUAAGUUUCCCAAAAUGCUUUGGGUCUUUGAAGAGGAGCUUAAUGGGACUCUGCAGGAGGAGCAGACUGAGCAGCUGUCAUUUCGCAAGUUCUUCUGCUCUGUGACCGAGUUGCGGGCUAAACAGCGCUCCCUCCUUUAUGGAGAUUUUCUCCUCCUGUCCAACUCCUCUUCCUCUCUGGUAUAUCUGCGGGUCUGGGAUCAGAAUGAUCGUUACCUGGCUGCCUUUAACUGGGGGGCAGAAGAGGAGACAGUGUUGCAGAUGAACAAUCCAGGACUACCCCGGCAUGCUGCAGUAGCCCUCAGCACCAACAGUAGUGCUCUGCCUGAAGGUAGCAGUGUGGACCUGAUGAACUUGCGGCUCGGUCCAGGGCAGGCUGCACUCAUCAAGCUUCCCUAUACUGGAUAGAAGUAAUGCUUACAAUGUUUAAAAUCUCUUUAUUUCCUUAUUCAUAGUGUUAAAAGUAUCUCUAAAGCCCUGUUAAGACAGGUUACCAACAGAGAAUGAGGUCAUAGAGCACUGAAUUAGGGCCAAGUUGUUGUUGUGACUUCUGUGUGUUGUUGCUAGAUCACCAUUUCUCUAGAAGAGUAACACUUUGGAGCUGACAGUUCUGCUAUUGUAAAGAGAUCUGUGAAAGUUGUUUCAGCUAUAAACAGGAGCUGCUGUCUAAUCAUUGUAUUACUUGCACAAAAAUCUAUCUUAUGUAAAAGUAUAUUAAUAGACAAACAGGCCACUGAUUAACAAUGACCAUGGCAAAACAAAGUGAGUUUAUUUUGAGUUAAUGAAGAGAGGACAAGAUGAUCUGACAGCUGAGCUUCACCUGAAACAUCUCAGCACAGGUUAGACUUUUCUUCUGAGAUGACAAUUACCACUAAGGACCCCUCUAAUACUCCCACCCCCGACCCACAGAUGGUACCUUAAGAAAAAAUAGACAAACGUAUAUCAAUAGCGAAGUCGUGUUGAUGGAGAGUGAUUUGAGGUUGGCGCAAGGAAUGCAGAGGAUGAGUAGGGUGAAAAUGACUAGGAGGAUGAAUGAAAAGAAAUAAAGAUGGUAAAUGCAAAGGCAUGAGAAAGUUAAUGAAUGGGAUGAGAAAGGGUAGGGAUGUAGAAGAUGAGUGGGAUGCAGAAAGGUCAGGAUGAGGAAUGGAUGAAAGUUCGAGAGUAAAAAUAUGGUCAAGAGAAAGAGACAAACUACUAUAGCAAGGCUGACAGGAACUACUGAAAUCACUUCAGCUCUGUCCUGUUACUGAUCUGUCAAAUAACAAAUAGGCUUCCUUGACUUCUUUGGUCCAACCUCUCCGGGAGGUUUGUGGGUAAAAGGUGAAUCUUGUCUGUAUCUGUAACACACUGUGCACUUAUGUAUUGCAUUCUGUGAAAAAAUAAAAAUAAAAACAUGAACUGAUUUAAGGCAAA